AUGAGAAGCCUUGCCCUCUUUGCUGCCAUUCUCCUGGUGGCCCUGCAGGCUCGGGUAGAGCCACUCCAGGCAAGAGCUGACGAGCCUACAGCCCAGGAGCAGCCUGGAGCAGAUGAUCAGGAAGUGGUUGAUUCCUUUGCAUGGGAUGAAAGGGCUGCUCUUCAGGUUCCAGGCUCAACCAGGGGCUUGACCUGCACCUGCAGACGAGAUUCCUGCCGUCCUGGAGAACACCGUAGAGGGACUUGGAGUGCUCCUGGAGUACGCUACCCGUACUGCUGCAGCUGA
Messenger RNA from Nomascus leucogenys (northern white-cheeked gibbon), 285 nucleotides. RefSeq names its product defensin-7-like. Gene Ontology annotation, cellular component: extracellular matrix; extracellular region. The record is from RefSeq and is a predicted model, not a curated record. Bases 1 to 285 code for a protein of 94 amino acids. The transcript is spliced from 2 exons. Lineage: Eukaryota; Metazoa; Chordata; Mammalia; Primates; Hylobatidae. Gene Ontology annotation, biological process: cellular response to lipopolysaccharide; antibacterial humoral response; antimicrobial humoral immune response mediated by antimicrobial peptide.